Asterias rubens (European starfish) is the source of this 7997-nucleotide messenger RNA. RefSeq lists its product as uncharacterized. The transcript is spliced from 2 exons. The record is from RefSeq and is a predicted model, not a curated record. Bases 77 to 6787 code for a protein of 2236 amino acids. Lineage: Eukaryota; Metazoa; Echinodermata; Asteroidea; Forcipulatida; Asteriidae.
GGAGAGACCGUACCUCUGCAAAUGCGGCAAGUCCUUCACCUUAAUACAGAAUCUUAAACGACAUCAGAAGGUUGACAUGAAGGAGAGGCCCUAUAAAUGCGAUAAGUGCGGGAAAACCUACUCGAUGCGCUGGAAUCUUGACCGGCAUAUGAAAGGUCACGGUGAGGGGUUGGUGUGCGACAACUGCGGAGUGUCCAUCUCGCAAAGAAGCACUCUCAAGAUGCACAAACUUACCCGCACUAAGAAGAGACCAUACAACUGCAAGAAUUGCGGCAAGUCCUUCCCCAUAAAACAGAAUCUUCAAAGUGACUCGAAGAAGAGGCCCAAUCAAUGUGACAAGUGCGGAAACGCCUUCACAAUGUGCUAUAAUCUCUCCCGCUAUAUGAAAGUUCACGGUACUACGGAGUUGGUGUGCGACAGCUGGGAAGUGUCUUUGCACAAACUUACCAAGACUAAGGAGAGACCAUACAAGUGCAAGACAUGCGAUAAGUCCUUCCCCAUGAAACAGAGUCUUCAAAGACAUCAGACGGUUCACACAAAGGAAAGGCCCUAUCAAUGCAAGAAGUGCGGAAACGCCUUUUCGAUGCUCUUUAAUCUCUCCCGGCAUAUGAAAGUUCACGGUAGGGGGUUGGUGUGCGACAACUGCGGAGAGACAUUCCGGAGGAAGAGCUCACUGAAUAAACACAUGAGGAGUCACGUGAACCCGUUCGUCUGCGACAUCUGCGGAAAAACGCUCUCACACCACAGCAGUCUCAAGGAACACCUGAAGCUUCACAACAACGAAAAGCCGCACGUCUGCGACGAGUGCGGGAAAGCGUUCACCCAAGGUGGCGGUCUCAAGGCACACUUACGAGUCCACACACUCGAGAAGCCAUACAAGUGCGACCUGUGCGACGGAGCCUUCUCUCGGAAUAGCACAUUGAAGGUGCACCAAAGAAUUCACACAAAAGAGAAACCGUUCCAGUGUGAGAAAUGCCCGAGGGCUUUUGCGUGGCGUCCAACACUGGUGCGCCAUAUUAACAUUCACAACAAUGAAAAACCGCAUUCCUGCGAAGUGUGUAACAAAAAAUUUGUACUCUGCACGGAUAUGAGAAGGCACAUGCGGGUUCACAGGAAAGACGCACAGAGUUUUGCCUGCAAAAUUUGCGGUACGACUUUUGUGUAUCUUUGUGACUUGCAAAGACAUCGAAAAUCCCACUUAAAGGAAAAAGGCUCGGAUCGCAUCAAUUCUAAAAAAUGUUUCACGCGUAGUUCAAACCUGAAAAGAAAAAAAAUCACAAGAGAAGCUGAUCAAGUGGAACUCUCUCAUGGAGAAGUGACUAGGGGAGGAAAGCAGACUUCCUUUAAUUGGAGAAAGUAUGACUUCCUCAAGAAGUACGCAGUAGAAGGGCAAGUUGGUAGUCAAAGAGACAAUAUGAAUCCUAUUAUCAAAGAGGAGCUGAUUCAGUGCUGUAUUUGUGGACUAAGCAUUCCUUUCAAAACGCAUUUGGAAAAAAUUAACAACUAUGAAAUGCCAUACUUCUGUAACAUUUGUGACAAGGAGGGUUCGUCACCGGAAGGUAAUGUGGCUUCCACCAUCAAAUCUGAAGUUGGCUUGCAUGGAGAGAAUGGGAAUGCCGCACUUGGAGACGUUUGGAAUUCCUUCAAUAAAGAAGACGGAGGAACUAGAAUUUCCUCACUUGGAGAUAUUGGGACUUCGCCAAGAAGUGUUGCAGUAGAAGGGAGAGUGGACAGAACUUCCACACUUGAAGAAGAUCGAAUUAGUAACUCAGGAAGUGAUUGGGAGGAGAAUGGGAUUCCUGUUCUCAGAGACUUUUGGACUCCCUCAAGAAAGGAAGCUGGAGUUAGCAGAACUUCAUCAUGUGGAGAAGACCUGACUUCCUCAAGAAGUCCUUAUGGAUGGAAUGGAACUUCAAGACUUGGAGAAGAUGGAACUACCCCGAGAAGUGACUUUGGAGUGAAUGGAGCUUCAGCGCUUGGAGAGGUUUGGACUUCCUCAACACUUGAAGCUGAAGGGAAUAGAUCUUCCUUAAUUGGAGAAGACCUGACUUACCCAAAAGGUGUUGCAGUGGAAGGGAAAUUUGGCGACAUUCGUGACAAGGAGGGUUUCUCACAAGAAGGCGGGAAGGCUUCGGGUUUCGAAUCUGAAGUGGCCUUGAAUGCGGUGGACAGAGCUUCUAUACUUGGAGAGGACCUGAAUUUUCCAAGUGUUGCAGGAGGUAAUGAUGCUGGAAGCGAUGCUUCCUCAAUUAAAGAAGAAAUAACUUUCUCAAGAGCCGAUUCUAAGGACUAUUUCAUCUUUGGAGGUUAUCUUGCCCCCUUGCCUGGACAGGAUAAUGAGAAUUCCUUGCUUCGAGGUGAUGAUCCUAUUGUUAAGGCUGAAAAUGCACCUUGGCAUGAUGACAAUGGGAGCCAUUCUACAGCACCAAAAACAUCUUCAAAAGUUCUACAGCUGGUCAUUAAAGCAUUUUCUCCUAAGAGUUUCUUUACAUGUCAAAUUUGUGACAAAAUCUUCACCCGUGCUUUCUCCCUUAAGAGACACCAAAGAGUGCACAACAACGAAAGACCCUUUGGUUGUGACAUUUGUGGCAAAGCCUUCUCAUCUAGUUACGGUCUGAACCGACAUUUAAGAACUCACAUAAGUAAAGACAAAACUAUCUCCAAGAAAUCCUCAACCUCAGAUGUAAAGUGCAGAAUUUGUAGCCAAUCCCUUCCCGACGAAAUUAACGACCUUGAGAAGCCAUAUGUCUGCAACAUUUGCGACAAGAAAGGUUUCUCACAGGAAGGAGGAAAGGCUUCUGCCGUUGAACCUGAAGUGGCCUUCCAUGGGGUGGACAGAGCUUCUAAACUUGGAGAGGACUUGAAUUUCCCAAGUGUUGCAGGAGGGAAUGGAGCUUCCUCAUUACCAACGACUGCACUUAAAGAAGAAAAAACUUUCUCAAGAGCUGAUUCUAAGGACUAUUCCAUCCUUGGAGGUGAUCUUGCCCCCUUGCCUGGACAGGAUAAUGAGGGUUCUCCACUCCAAGGUGAGGAUUCUCUGCUUGGCGGUGAUAAUCCUACUGUUGAAAAUGCACAUGUUCUACAGCUGCCCAAAAAAGCAAUAUCUCCUAAGAAUCACUUUACAUGUGGAAUUUGUGACAAAAUCUUCACCCAUGCUUUCUCCCUAACAAGACACCAAAGAGUGCACAACAACGAAAGACCCUUUUGUUGUGACAUUUGCGGAAAAGCCUUCUCGUCUAGUUACGGCCUGAACCGACAUGUAAGAACUCACAUAAGUAAAGACAAAACUAUCUCCAGGAAAUCUUCAGCCUCAGUUCCUGAUCUUUAUCCUUGUAAGGUCUGUGGAAAAGGCUUCUCAAAUGCGUUCAAUUUGAAGAGACACGGAAAUAUCCAUACAUUGGCGGCAAAAGCAAUAUCCAAGGAAUCUUCAUAUUCUGUCAAGCAUCUCAAAACCUACCAUGAUGAGUGCAGAAUCUGUGGCCAGUUUCUACCUGGCGCAUCCUCUCUAAUAAGGCAUGUACGACAGGCCCAUCCCGGGAGGAAACCUUAUUCUUGUAAGAUCUGUCGAAGAGACUUCUGGACUUCGUUCAAUUUGAAGAGACACGGAGAUCUCCAUACAUUGGCGACAAAAGCUAUCUUCAAGGAAUCUUCAUAUUCUAUCAAGCAUCUCAAAACCUAUCACGUUGAGUGCAGAAUCUGCGGCCAAUUCCUACCUGGCGCAUCCUCUCUUAUAAGGCAUGUACGACAGGCCCAUCCUGGCAGGAAACCUUAUUCGUGUAAGAUCUGUGGAAAAGGCUUCUUGAAUUUGUUCAACUUGACGAGGCACGGAAGUUGCCAUGUAUUGGCAACAACAGCUAUUUCUAAGGAAUCUUCAUUCUCUGUUGAGCGGCUCCACACUUAUGAUGUUGAGUGCAGAUUUUGUGGCCAAACUCUACCUGAUGCAUCUUCUCUUAAGAUACAUGUGCGACAGGCCCAUCCUGGAGAGAAACCCUAUUCUUGCAUGUCUUGUGGAACCGGCUUCUCUAAUGCAUUCAGUUUGAAGAGACAUAAUAGAAUAUGUUGCCAUGCAAUGAAGGAAACUGAUAUCUCAGAAGAAUCCCCAGAUUCUCCUAAGGUUCCCUUCACCUGUGACUUUGAGUGUGGCAUUUGUGGCCAGGUUCUACCAAGCACAUCAUCUCUUGCAAGGCAUGUAGGAAAGGUUCAUCCUAGUGAGAAAGCCUUUAACUGUACAAUCUGCGGAGAAGGUUUCUCAACUAUGUUCAACUUAGAGAGGCAUGAAAUCAUUCAUACAAUCAAGGAAACACCUAUCUUUAAGGACCCCCCAAACUCUGUGAAGCUUUCCAGUGAUGUGGAGGAUCAAACUUGUGGCCAGUCUCAACCUAGCCCAACCUCUCCAACAGGAGGAGACAUUCCUGUUGAGAAUGCAUUAUCUUGUGAGACCUGUGGAAAAACUUUUACACGUUUGUGCAACCUGAAUAGACACAAAAAACUUCAUAACUUCGAUGAUGGCGAAGUGACUGAGACAACACCAAGCAGUAUCGAGUGUAGAAUUUGUGGCCUAUUUUUAUGUAGUGGAGUUGCUCAAGAAAGACAUUCAAGAAAAGCCCACCCUAUCUCUACUACAUCUCCUACUACAUGUGCACAAAUGUAUACUUGUAAGUAUUGUAAAGUAGAGUUCAAUGGUUUUAACGAUCUUAAGACACACCUACUAAUCCACAUGGAUAAAGAGUUGGCAUCAGAUUCUUCAAAUUGUGACGUUUGUGGCAAAUACUAUAAAUUCAGGUACAGCCUGAAGAGACAUCGAGUUACCCACAUACUAAAUACAAAAGGUACCGUGGAGAAAUCACCUACAGUUACAAAGAGUCGCCAUGUGAGUCAAAGAGGUUUGUCUGGCUCAGAGUCUAAGACUGAUGAUGCUUCUGGGCCAACACUUCAAAGCAGAUACAAUAACAACAACAACAUGAAGAGUGAUGACAAUGGAGAGGCCCCCAGCCGCAAGAGGAGCAACUAUGAGUGUGUCGCAUGUGACAAAUCCUUUCCUGGUUUGCUGUGCAUACAAAUACACAUUGUUAAUGUGCACUCACUCGACAAACUCUUUGCCUGUGAGAUUUGUGGGAAGUCCUUCUUAUGCCAGAGUACUUUGAGGAGCCAUCUUACUGUUCACAAUCACAAGGAAACAGAAUUAUCAAGCCAUGCAAGGAGCUCUCCCCAAAAGCAGACAAAUGUCGAGAACGAGAGAUGUAACACAGUCCAAGUUCAUCAAAGUCUAAACGAGCAUGGUCAGGUUGGCAACAGCAAAGUGACCAAUGUCAACGAAUCUCCCUCCAACAGAUGCAUCGUAGAAGGUCAAGAUGCUGUUCACAUCAAGCAGGAACCACGUAGUGUGGAUACCUCACAGGGUAGAGGCCUUUCUCUUGAUGGACUCAUUAAGACGGAGCUCUGUGGUGAAUCCUCACAGGCUAGUUCUCCAGAAAUGUGUCCCAAAGCUUCAUCAAGCAUAGAUUGCCAUCAAAGAGUUCAGGCAGAUAAGGCAUCCUUCAAAUGUGGAAUAUGUGAGAAAGUCUUCACACGUGAAUGUGAUCGACGAAGCCAUCGAAAAAGCAUUCACACAAAGAACAAAUCCUUUGUGUGUAAAAUUUGCAGCAAGUCUUUCACAGAGAAAUUCACCCUUUUUGAGCAUCAAAGAAUACACACUAAGGAGAAACCUUACAAAUGUAAUAUCUGUUUAAGACCCAUGCGAUACUUGGGAAGCUUAAGGAAGCACAUGAGGGUCCACAAGAAGGAUGAUCCUUCUUACCGCGAAGUUUAUGAAAUUUUAGACAGGAACCUCUCCAAAAAAGACUGCUUUGUUUGUGGCAUUUGCAAGAAGUCAUUCAAAAGGUUAGGAAACCUAAAGAGGCAUUACUUUGAUAUCCAUUCCAAAAAGACAACAAUGUUUGACUGUGAGCUCUGCAACAAGUCUUUUAUAAACAGGCAGAGAUUGGAUGCACAUAAGUCUAGAGUCCAUAACAGGGAGAGGCCAAUGCUUUGUGAGGUGUGUGGCAAAUCUUUCUUUUGCAAUGAAAAUUUAAAACUACAUCAGCGAGUACACAAUGGUGAGAAACCAUACACUUGUAAGCUUUGCGGUACUUCUUUCAGUAUGGCCAGCAGCCUGACGAGACAUCUAAGGAUCCAUUCCAACGAGAAACCUUAUGUCUGUGGUCGUUGUGGAAGGGCAUUCUCUCAGGAUAGCAGUCUUAAAAGACAUCAGAAGGUCCAUGAGAAACGAUCUGCUUCUGAGCGGGAUGCUGAGGCAGAUAGCGAGGGUGAUGAAUCUGAGACUGCUUGGGCAGAUGGUAAGGGUGAUGUUGGUUCUGAGUCAGAUGAGGUAGAUGGUGAGGGUGAUGAUGGAUCUGAGACUGAUGAGGUAGAUGGUGAGGCUAAUGGUGGAUCUAAGAUUGAUGAGGUAGAUGGCAAGGGUGAUGUUGGUUCUGAGUCAGAUGAGGUAGAUAGCGAGGGUGAUGGUGGAUCUGAGACUGAUGAGGUAGAUGGUGAGGCUAAUGGAGGAUCUGAGACUGAUGAGGUAGAUGGCGAGGGUGAUGUUGGUUCUGAGUCGGAAGUGGUAGAUGGUGAGGGUGAUGAUGGAUCUGAGACUGAUGAGGUAGAUGGUGAGGCUGAUGAUGGAUCUAAGACUGAUGAGAUAGAUGGCGAGGGUGAUGUUGGUUCUGAGUCAGAUGAGGUAGAUAGCGAGGGUGAUGGUGGAUCUAAGACUGAUGAGGUAGAUGGCGAGGGUGAUGGUGGAUCUUAGACUGAGUAGGUAGUUGGUGAGGCUAAUGAUGGUACUGAGACUGAUGAGGUAGUUGGCGAGGCUGAUGAUGGAUCUGAGACUAAUGAGGUAGAUGGUGAGGCUGGUGAUGGAUCUUAGACUGAUGAGGUAGAUGGUGAGGCUGAUGAUGGAUCUAAGACUGAUGAGGUAGAUGGCGAGGGUGAUGUUGGUUCCGAGUCAGAUGAGGUAGAUAGCGAGGGUGAUGGUGGAUCUUAGACUGAUGAGGUAGUUGGUGAGGCUGAUGGUGGAUCUGAGACUGAUGAGGUAGAUGGUGAGGCUGGUGAUGGAUCUAAGACUGAUGAGAUAGAUGGCGAGGGUGAUGUUGGUUCUGAAACUAAUGAGGUAGCUGACGAGGGUGAUAUUGGUUCUGAGACAGAUGAAGUAGUAGAUGCUGAGGCUGAUGAUGAAUCUAAGACUGAAUAGGUAAAUGGCGAGGGUGAUGUUGGAUUCGAGUCAGUUGAGAUAGAUAGCUAGGAUGAUGAUGGAUCUGAGAACGAUGAGGUAUCAAAUUUUGAAGUUGAAGCCGGUAAUGACGACUUGCUUCAAUCAUCACAAAUAACCGCUGACAGGGUUCGGUUACUUUUUGUUAGACAUAAAACAGAAUGUCAUGAAAAUAAUUGUCGUCUCGGGAGAUGAACAUAAUUUUUAGCACGUACAACAUAUUAAUGGGACUCUCCUUAAAACAUUUCUCUGUGAUUUUCAUUUUUUUUCUCAAAACAUUUACGACUAGUAAAGGUGAAACUUCUACAGGUACCGUUAAAUUAUAUUACCUUCAUCUUCAUUAACAGUUAGUAGGGAGUCAACUCAUCUACAAAAGGUAUCUCGCCCUUGAAGUAUGUAUUCCUCUGAGACAAUUGCAAUGACAAAAUAUUCCGGGCAAGUAUUGUGUAGCAACCUCCAGAUGGGCAAAACCUUGUACCAUUGUGUUUAAACAAACACCUUCGCAAAACCAUGUGAUGUAGUAGUAGUCUGAGGAAUUCAAACUUUAAGCAGUAACUUGUGAUCAAGCGAGUUAACAUUGUACAAAACAUUAUUCAAUUGGCUUAUCCACCUGACAUCAUUAUCACAAUAAACCUUUGUCAUUUUGGGAGUCUACGCCCGCAAGUGUUAUAAAGUGUCGUGCCCAUUUGAGGAUAAGCAAACAAUAGCCGAACACCAGUAAUAAGCGAUAUGCAAGAAAUGGAAAUUUGGU